GGCCAAUCGUGCCGCUCCAGGGCGGUGUCGUAAAUCGCGUUUGCGCAUGCGCAGGGCGGGGAGACCUUGGAAAAGUGCUGGUGGCGCUCGGCGGAGGUGAAAGCGUUGGCGGAAGGACCGGUACUGAGGGAAAAUGCAGAGCUGGAGUCGCGUGUACUGUUCCUUGGCCAAGAGAGGGCAUUUCAAUCAAAUAUCUCACGGCCUGCAGGGACUUUCUGCAGUACCUCUGAGAACUUAUGCUGAUCAGUCAGUUGACGCUGAUGUAACAGUGAUAGGUUCUGGUCCUGGAGGAUAUGUUGCUGCCAUUAAAGCUGCCCAGUUAGGCUUUAAGACAGUCUGCAUUGAGAAAAACGAAACACUUGGUGGAACAUGCUUGAAUGUUGGUUGUAUUCCUUCUAAGGCUUUAUUGAACAACUCUCAUUAUUAUCAUAUGGCCCAUGGAAAAGACUUUGCAUCUAGGGGAAUUGAAAUGUCUGAAGUUCGCUUGAAUUUAGAGAAGAUGAUGGAGCAGAAGACUACUGCAGUAAAAGCUUUGACAGGUGGAAUUGCCCAUUUAUUCAAACAAAAUAAGGUGGUUCAUGUCAAUGGAUACGGAAAGAUAACUGGCAAGAACCAGGUCACAGCUACAAAAGCAGAUGGCAGCACGCAGGUUAUUGAUACAAAGAACAUUUUGAUAGCUACGGGUUCAGAAGUCACUCCUUUUCCUGGAAUCACGAUUGAUGAAGAUACAAUAGUGUCAUCUACAGGGGCUUUAUCUUUAAAAAAAGUUCCAGAAAAGAUGGUUGUUAUCGGUGCAGGUGUAAUUGGUGUAGAAUUGGGUUCUGUCUGGCAAAGACUUGGUGCAGAUGUGACAGCAGUUGAAUUUUUGGGUCACGUAGGUGGAGUUGGAAUUGACAUGGAGAUAUCGAAGAACUUUCAGCGGAUCCUUCAAAAACAAGGGUUUAAGUUUAAAUUGAACACAAAGGUUACUGGAGCCACCAAGAAGUCAGAUGGAAAAAUUGAUGUUUCUGUUGAAGCUGCUUCUGGUGGGAAAGCUGAAGUUAUCACUUGUGAUGUACUCUUGGUUUGUAUUGGUCGACGACCUUUUACUAAGAAUUUGGGACUAGAAGAACUUGGAAUCGAACUGGAUCCCAGAGGUAGAAUUCCAGUCAAUAGCAGAUUCCAAACUAAAGUUCCGAACAUCUAUGCUAUUGGUGACGUGGUAGCUGGCCCGAUGCUGGCUCACAAAGCAGAGGACGAAGGCAUUAUCUGUGUGGAAGGCAUGGCUGGCGGUGCGGUGCACAUUGACUACAACUGUGUGCCAUCGGUGAUUUACACACACCCUGAGGUUGCUUGGGUUGGCAAGUCAGAAGAGCAACUGAAGGAAGAGGGUAUUGAGUACAAAGUUGGGAAGUUCCCAUUUGCUGCCAACAGCAGAGCUAAGACAAAUGCUGACACGGAUGGCAUGGUGAAAAUUAUUGGGCAGAAGGCAACAGACAGAGUGCUGGGAGCACAUAUUCUGGGACCAGGUGCUGGAGAAAUGGUCAAUGAAGCGGCUCUGGCUUUGGAGUACGGAGCAUCCUGUGAAGAUAUAGCUAGAGUCUGCCAUGCACAUCCGACCUUAUCUGAAGCUUUUAGAGAAGCAAACCUGGCUGCAUCAUUUGGCAAAGCAAUCAACUUUUAAAUUAGAUCUAUUUUUUUCUGAAAUCUCUAGGACUGAAUUAUGAAACUUUUGGAAGGAUUUAAUAGGUUUGGACAGAAUGCAAUAAUCUUGUAUCUAUAUUUUAAAUAUUUUGUUUCAGUACAUUAACAUGCAGGAUGAAAGUUACUUAUAGUAGCAUCCUGAUUCGUUUUCGUCAGUUCAUAUUUUUAUGCUAUUUAUGAAAGGUUCAACUUCACUGAAUUCAAGUUAAGUGGCCUCUGAUUCUGUGAAGUUGGUGGAGUUGGAGUAUGGUAUGUGAAGAAAGUGAUCAAGUCAUUUUAAAUUUGGUUUUCAUAUUGGAAACAAGUCUGUUACUAGAACAAGAUUUGAAUACGUAUGUAUAAAUUGAACUUGUGUAAAUAAAAACUGACCAUUUCUCCCUUGUUUUAUUUAGCUCCUAAGUUCUUGCAGUUUAGAGGUAACAUUUAUAGGCUUAAGGAGUUUUUAAGGCUUCAUAGAGGUCUACAAGUUGAAGGAGAAUUAUAUAGCAAUGGAAAUUAAACCUAUCUACAAAACUCAGAUAUUAAAUACUCUAAUGUGUAAUAGUGAGAAAUGCAAAUAUUAAAAUAAAUGUUUUAUUUACUGGUUA
Messenger RNA from Octodon degus (degu), 2270 nucleotides. It is a transcript of the gene Dld, whose product is annotated as dihydrolipoamide dehydrogenase. The coding region runs from base 134 to 1663 and encodes 509 amino acids. NCBI's taxonomy places the organism in Eukaryota, Metazoa, Chordata, Mammalia, Rodentia, Octodontidae. The record is from RefSeq and is a predicted model, not a curated record. The transcript has 14 exons. Gene Ontology annotation, molecular function: dihydrolipoyl dehydrogenase (NADH) activity; flavin adenine dinucleotide binding. Gene Ontology annotation, cellular component: mitochondrion; oxoglutarate dehydrogenase complex.